Sardina pilchardus (European sardine) is the source of this 2598-nucleotide messenger RNA. RefSeq names its product extracellular calcium-sensing receptor-like. The transcript is spliced from 7 exons. Gene Ontology annotation, molecular function: G protein-coupled receptor activity. The record is from RefSeq and is a predicted model, not a curated record. The coding region runs from base 1 to 2598 and encodes 865 amino acids. NCBI's taxonomy places the organism in Eukaryota, Metazoa, Chordata, Actinopteri, Clupeiformes, Clupeidae. Gene Ontology annotation, biological process: G protein-coupled receptor signaling pathway. Gene Ontology annotation, cellular component: plasma membrane.
AUGCAUCUCACCCCUGCCAUAAAGCAUGGAACCAGCGAUUGUGACCCUGGACCUUUCACCUCCGAUACUGAAACGCCCCUGCACCAGCAGGAGUGCCGCCCCGUCGGAAACCCCUCAGAGCUGCCGGUGCUGGUGAGGGAGGGAGAUGUGGUCCUGGGGGGUCUCUUCUCUCUGCACAACGCGGUGCUGGAGUCAGUGCUGUCCUUUACCUCACUGCCAGCUCCAGCUCAGUGCUCGGGGUUUAACUUCAGGUCAUUUAGAUGGAUGCAGACUAUGAUAUUUGCAAUAGAGGAGAUCAACACGAAUCCAAAUCUUCUGCCCAACACCACGCUGGGAUACCAGAUCUAUGACUCCUGCAGCACCCCUGUCCACGCGCUGCGCACCGCCAUGGCUGUGACCAGGGGCCAGUCGGGGGAGGGCAGCGUGGGCACACGGUGCAGGGGAACAGUGCCUGUGGUGAUUGGGGAUGGCGGGUCCACCCUCUCUCUGGUAGUGGCAAGAUUCCUUGGGGUUUUUCAUGUUCCACAGGUAAGCUAUUUCUCUAGCUGUGCCUGCCUGAGUAACAAAGUUGAUUUCCCUGCUUUCUUGAGAACCAUGCCGAGCGACUUCUUCCAAGUAGAUGCCCUGGCUCAGUUGGUGAAGCACUUUGGCUGGACGUGGGUUGGAGUAGUUGCUGGUGACGAUGCCUAUGGGCGAGGGGGUGCCCAAAUAUUCUCUGAUGAGGUGAGGAAACUUGGAGCUUGUGUGGCCCUCCAUGAGAUAAUUCCUAAGAACCACGCUAAGACCCAGAUGGCCCACAUCGUGGAGCGGAUCCGAACAUCUGGUACACGAGUGGUGCUGCUCUUUGCCGUUGAGCAAGAUGCGGGAGCGCUCCUCACGGAGGCCCUGAGACAGAACCUGACGGGCAUCCAGUGGUUGGCCAGUGAGGCCUGGAUCACCGCAGCUGUGCUCUCUACCCCACAGUUCCACUCCAUCCUGCAGGGCUCCAUGGGCUUUGCCAUUCGUAGGGCUGAUAUCCCUGGACUCAAGUCUUUUCUGUUACGCAUGAGCCCCUCCUAUGACCCCCAGGACCCAUUCAUCCCGAUAUUCUGGGAAAACCUAUUUGGGUGUUCACUGCAUCAUGGAGACAGUGUAGACACAGCUGAUAAACCACCAUGCACAGGCUUGGAAGAGCUUGCAAGGACAGAGAACAUUUAUGCUGAUGUCACUCAACUCAGAAUCUCUUAUAAUGUCUAUAAAGCAGUGUAUACUAUUGCUCAUACCUUGGAAACCAUGGCCACAUGUGAGCCAGGCAAAGGGCUUCUUCAUGAUGGGGCAUGUCCUAACAUGUCCACAAUACAGCCAUGGCAGCUCCUGGAGUACCUGAAACAGGUGGAGUUCAUUAAUGACUUUGGUGAGGAGAUGAAAUUUGAUGAGAACGGUGACCCAGUGGCGAUGUACGAUUUGAUCAACUGGCAGCUGAAUGCAGAUGGAGAGGUGGCAUAUGUCACAGUGGGGAAAUUUGAUGAAACCACACAGAACAAACUGGAGAUUGACGAGGAAGCCAUAAUAUGGACAGGGAAGACCAAGGAAGUCCCCCUCUCAGUGUGCAGUGAAAGCUGCCCCCCUGGCACCAGGAAAGCCACCAAACCCAAUUUCCCUGUGUGCUGUUUUGACUGUAUUUUGUGUGCAGCUGGGGAGAUUAGCAAUCAGACAGAUGCCAUAGAGUGUGAACACUGUUUGCCUGAGUUUUGGUCCAACGCCAGGAGAGACACCUGUGUGCCCAAGCAGGUGGAGUUCCUAUCCUACACUGACACUAUGGGCAUCACUCUGAUGGUAGUGGCACUCGUGGGCUUCUGCUGCACUCUCACCGUCAUCCUGAUUUUCGCCUGCAACCGCGGCACUCCCAUUGUCAAAGCCAACAACUCGGAGCUCAGCUUCCUCAUCCUGGCCUCUCUGGGCCUCUGUUUCCUCUGCGCCCUGCCCUUCAUCGGAGAGCCCACCGCCUGGACCUGCAUGCUGCGCCACACGGCCUUCGGCGUCACCUUCUCGCUCUGCAUCUCCUCCAUCCUCAGCAAGACGGUGGUGGUCCUCAUGGCCUUCAGAGCCACGCUGCCCGGCAGCAUGGUGAUGAGGUGGUUCGGCCCCGUCCAGCAGAGGGCCAUGAUCUUUGCCGGGGCCACGGUGCAGGUGGUCAUCUGCGGCGUCUGGCUGGCGGUAGCGCCGCCGACGCCGAGGACGCUCUCGAGCCGGGAAAGCCUGCGGCUCUUCCUGCUGUGUGACGAGGGCUCGGCGCUGGCCUUCUCGCUGGUGCUGGGCUACAUCGGACUGCUGGCCAGCUUCUGCCUCCUGCUGGCCUUCCUGGCGCGGAAGCUGCCGGGCACGUUCAACGAGGGCAAGCUCAUCACCUUCAGCAUGGUGAUAUUCUUCGCCGUGUGGGUGGCCUUUGUCCCGGCCUAUGUCAGCUCGCCGGGGAAGUACACCACCGCCACAGAAGUAUUCGCUAUCCUCGCCUCCAGCUAUGGCCUCCUGGUGUGCCUGUUUUUCCCCAAGUGCUACAUCAUUUUGCUGAAACCAGAGAAGAACACUAGAAAGCACAUGAUGGCUAAGACUACAUAG